Molecule: messenger RNA, 1059 nt
Organism: Saccharomyces eubayanus
Lineage: Eukaryota; Fungi; Ascomycota; Saccharomycetes; Saccharomycetales; Saccharomycetaceae
Gene: YGP1
Product: Ygp1p
Exons: 1
Coding region: 1-1059 (352 amino acids)
Source: RefSeq, a predicted model, not a curated record
AUGAAGUUCCAAGUUGCUCUCUCUGCCCUUUUGGCAUGCUCUUCUGCUGUCAUUGCAAGCCCAAUCGACAGCUUGUUCAAACACAAGUCCACUAAGACUGCGCAUAGCAGAGACAUUAACUCCACUUUGCCUGUCUGGAAUACCACUUCGAACACAACUUAUGCUAACGGCACAAACGGUGCAAACGGUACCACUUCCUCCAACAACAGCGAGCUACAAAUCAUUGUAACAGGUGGUCAAGUCCCAAUCACUAACAGCUCUUUGACCCACACAAACUACACUAGAUUAUACAACAGCUCCUCUGCUUUGAACAUUACUCAAUUGUAUAACAUUGCACGUGUUGUAAACGAAACUAUCCAAGAGAAAUCCUCCUCUGGUGCCAUUGUUGUUACCAAUGCCAAGUCUUUGGAAGCCGUCUCUUUCUUCUUCUCUAUCUUAUUCGAUACCAACAAGCCAAUCGUUGUCACUGAAGACUCUGCUUACGCUAUCCCAGUCGCUAACGACAAGGGUGCUGCUAAGCGUGGUGUAUUGUCCGUUACCUCUGAUAAGUUAGUAUACUCCGGUGUUUUCACUCCAGCUUCUACCUUUUCUUAUGGUGCUGGUUUGCCAGUCGCUAUCGUCGAUGACCAAGACCAAGUUGAAUGGUUCUUCGAUGCUUCCAGACCAACUUUGAUUUCUUCUAGCUCUGUUAUCAGAAAAGAAUACAACAACUUCACUACACCAUUCGGUAUUUUCGAAAACGGCGCACCAAUUGUGCCAAUUGUCUACGAUGGCGGUUACUCCUCCAGCUUGAUUGACUCUUUGAGUUCUGCCGUUCAAGGUUUGGUCGUUGUUUCUUCUGGUUCCAGCAAUUCUACUUCUUCAUCCAUUGCAAGCGACAUAAUUCCAGUUGUCUACGCUGAAGCCAGUACACCAUUGAACUUCAUUGACAAGCAAGAUGUUCCAGAGAACGCUGUCGGUGCCGGUUACUUAUCCCCAGUUAAAGCUCAAAUCUUGUUGUCCAUUGCUGCUGUUAAUGGUGUCACCUCCAAGUCUGCUUUACAAGACAUUUUCCCAUAA